AUGGCAGCAAUGCUGAUGGAAGUGGCUGGUGAUUCUGAGGAAUUUGAGGCUAUUUACAUACCAUUGGGGCCUGAUAUUAAAUGUCUUUUUAAAAUUUCUCAUUGCAAGUUUGGUUCUAGCCAUAUAAAGGAGGGCCUGAUCAUGGAACAGGACCUGGAGACGUGUGAGUCUACUGAAAACUUUACCACUGACUAUAAGAUGAUGAUGACCCUGGGUGAAGGAAACUUUUCAAUAGUCAAAAUAGCCUACCAUAUAACUGACCUGUGUGGCUAUAAACAUCUGAGAAAUGUCAAGAAAUUCAUCCUGCUUAUUACCAGGGAAGUCAACAUUAUGAAAUUCCUUACCUAUCCUUAUAUUAUCAAGUUAAAUCAAGUGGUCCAGUCAAGAAAGACCGCCUACCUGGUGAUGGAGUUUGCCUCAGAGGGGGACCUACUAGAUAGAAUCCUGGGAUGUGGGUUUUUAGAGGAAAGCAAGGCUGGAAGAAUAUUUGGCCAUAUAUUAAAAGCAGUACAGUAUUGCCAUGACAAUGACAUUAUCCACAGAGACAUAAAGGCCAGUAACAUUUUGAUUGACUGCAGGUGGAAUGCCAAGCUGUGUGAUUUUGGCCUGGCUGCUAAAGUUUUUCCUGGCCAGAAGCUGAUUUAUUUCAGUGGCAUGCUGCCCUACUGUGCUCCAGAAUUCUUUCAAGGUGGGGAAUAUGAGGGCAUAUACCCAGUCAACAUCUGGAGUUUAGGAGUCCUCCUCUUUGUCAUGGUGAUUGGGUACCUACCUUUCCUAAGCAGGUCAUUUGCAGAGCUGAGGAGGCAAAUUACCACAGCAAAUUUCAGCACUCCUUCUCAAGCUUAAGAUAUUUUCAAUGUUAUAGUGGAAAUUCUGAUGCUCAAUUCCAGCAGGAGGCCCACCAUCCACCACAUCAUGAUGUGCCCUGUGAUCAGGGACAGCCAGAGAGGUUCACUACCUAAAUUCACAUGGACUUUCCCAGGCACACCAAGCUGUAGCAUCGUCAAGACCGUGAGAAUCGUGGAUGAUAAGCCCAAAGAUAUCACUGAGUAUCUGAGAGAGCAAAAAUUCAAUGAGGUGAUGGCAACCUACCUGAUUCUACUAUACCAGCCACCCAGGGGAGACUGCUCCCACCACCAUGUGAAAGCCAUUGAAUGCAUGCAGUCAGCCCUGGAAGAUCCUCACUCCAUCCCUGGUUUCCUAAGAAGAGCUGAGCAUCUUCUCUGUGUCUUCACCUCGUCCUUGUUCCGAGCCCCUCCCCCAACUGUACAUGACCAGCCACCUCGACUUCUAUACACCUCCUCCCCUAGAGCAGACAGGAAUGUGUCCUCCUGCAGUGCCCAGCGAGAUUUCUGGGGAUCACUGCUGGUUGCUAAGAGUAUAACCCUUGCAGGCUCCUCCUCUGGGGAUAUCUUGCAGAAAGAGACUCUCAUGAAGGAAAAUCUCUUCAUCCAGGAAGAGGGCAUCAUUUCUGAAGAUACCAUCACUAAUGGCCAGCCACAGGAUGCAGACCCAGCUUCCCCUCAUAACCAGUGUCACCUCGGGAAGAGGCCAGGGAACAUAGACUUAAAUCCCGUGGCAAAAAACUACAAGGGCUUUCUAGUGAUGAAUAUUUGUCCUGUCCAGCAGGACAUUAAACAGGGGUCUGAGGGGUGGGGGGUAUCAGGCAAAGACUCAAAGAAUGGCGACCUGUCUAUAGGCUGA
This is a messenger RNA of Arvicanthis niloticus (Nile rat), 1704 nucleotides long. NCBI's taxonomy places the organism in Eukaryota, Metazoa, Chordata, Mammalia, Rodentia, Muridae. The record is from RefSeq and is a predicted model, not a curated record.